Messenger RNA from Lymnaea stagnalis (great pond snail), 678 nucleotides. Lineage: Eukaryota; Metazoa; Mollusca; Gastropoda; Lymnaeidae. The record is from the annotation of a GenBank genome assembly.
GUUUUAUAAAAUUUUAUUCCCACCACAGCUUAUGAUGUCAACACGUCACAAAGAAUGGCUGCUCACUUUGCUCACCAAGAAGUAAACAAAAGUUGGGGGUAUAAAUGUGACAACUGUGGCAAAGUAUACACCCUGUCCCAUGUUCUUUCACGACACAAAUGGAAGUGCAAAGGGCUGCGGGAAAUCCUCUGCCAGAUUUGCAAUGCAAAAUUCUACAGAAUGGAUCAUCUGAAGAAACACAUGUUUCGUCAUGGUGCUGUGGAGCAAUGGUUUCCUAAUGCUGGUUCUCGGACUACCGGUACAUCUAACUCAUGGCCCUCAUUGGACAGUUCGGCUAUUGAAAAAAGUGAACCUCGAAAUAAUAAAAAUAAAAGGGAAAAGGUUACAUCUUGAAACUACCUACAUGAGGAUGUACUUACCAAGAAAUAUUUGUAUUGUCUUGUUCUUAGAUAUUUUUUUUAAUACUUUAAUUUCUUUUAUAAGGACUGUCAUAAUUUACAAACCUUCUCUACGGUACAAAUUAAACAUUUCUACUUCUAACACUUAAUAUUAAACAGCUUUUGGCAAAUUAUAAGACAUGUUGAGAAUUGAUUACAUUGUACGGUAAUUAGGAAAGUUGAAUGUCAAUGUUUACUAUUACCAGUGUAACUUUAAUAUAUAAUAAUGACAACUCAGGCU